UCUUCCAAAAUGCACUUCUUUCUCAACAUCCUCGCCUUCGCCUCCAUUGGCAUAUUUGUCAACGGAGAAGAGUGGUGUAUGUCACAAUUUAUGACAGGUUGGCAAUACGCAGACAGACGUCGUCCAUUUCAAUCUGGAAAAGCUUCUAGUGUGACUGAAUGUAUGAACAGAUGUUUGAACAAUCCUAUAUGCUUGUCCUCCGAAUUCCUCUACAACAAUGGGGAUAGCCACAGCUAUGCUACAUUCAGUAUAAAAACCCAUGUUUUGGUGCCUAACACAUAUUAUAACAAACCAUUGGAAAAUAAGUGGAGUGACGUCAAAUCCGAUGUGGCUUUUAAGGU
Molecule: messenger RNA, 341 nt
Organism: Caenorhabditis elegans
Lineage: Eukaryota; Metazoa; Nematoda; Chromadorea; Rhabditida; Rhabditidae
Source: the annotation of a RefSeq genome assembly